Molecule: messenger RNA, 1617 nt
Organism: Stereum hirsutum FP-91666 SS1
Lineage: Eukaryota; Fungi; Basidiomycota; Agaricomycetes; Russulales; Stereaceae
Exons: 2
Coding region: 1-1617 (538 amino acids)
Molecular function (GO): protein binding
Source: RefSeq, a predicted model, not a curated record
AUGUCUGAUCAUUGGGCUUCGGAUGAAGAGUCCACCACCAGACCUCAGGCUCGACCGUCUUUCGAUUUACCAUCUGUUUGCGGAAAUAUUCUCGCAGAAAUUCCACAGCUUCAAACAGUCAUACUCUCAAGUCUAUCGAAAGUCACGAGGUUGGCGACUGUCCAUGCCCUUCCUUUAGAGCUCCUCCAACAAUGUUUUUCGGCGCUUGCCCAGGAUGAUCUGCCUCGUACAACCCUCGACGGGGUUCAUCUUGGAUGGAUAACGGUCUCCCACGUAUGUCGCGCGUGGAGAGAGGCUGCGAUGGAGCUGUCUAUGCUUUGGGGGAGACCUACCCUUGCACUUGGGCCUCGAUGGUUCAGAGAGAUGGCCCGACGAGCAGGAUCUGCACCCCUCAUCGUUCAUUGCACUUGGCCUUAUUCUCCUCGUCCGAAGCGGGCCGGCCCUUUCUCUCCUCGAAUGGUGCGGCAGACUAUUAUCGGACACAUGGACCAUUUGAAGGAGCUUAUAUCGGAACCGAAAUCAACAAUAUGUUACUCCGGCCUAGUCAAGGCGCUUAUUCUUCCUGCUCAUUCAUUGACGACUAUUGAAUUGCAUGCCUUUCCCUAUGGUGCCCCGGCUCCGUUCUCUCUACCUACCAAUUUCCUUGGCCAGGCAGCUCCUCGUUUACGCAAAAUUUCUCUCCACGGCAUCACAGGACAAUGGGCCGUGUCAUUGAGGCCCUUUCGCGACCUUCUACAGCUAAAUAUACUCGACGUCGGCCCCUCUCUUACGUCGUUCGAUGAUCUCCUUCACAUACUGGGCGCGAGUCCACGUUUGGAGGAGUUAUGCCUCCUCGGCGUAUUGACCUCGUGGUUUGAGUCUGCAGGUAGCUCACGCCGCCUGCGUCUUCCCCAUCUCCAAUGCCUGAUAUUGGACGGUUAUGCCGCCCCAUGUGCGGAGUUGAUACAAAUCCUGGACCUGCCUGACACGGUCAGAAUAAAUUUAGUCCCUACAUAUUCCUCCUUGGACGAUUGGCAACUCCUUUUCUCAGCUCUAGCCCAGCAUUUCACCUCUCGUCUGCCUUUCCGCCGACUCUCGCUGAUUCCUAAAACAUUCCGUUUUGCCAUGGAAUCCGCGCCAUACAAUGCGAAUGAGCCCGAACAUGACCUAUCGACAGCUUCAUCAUGCCCUCCGCUCUUGUAUUUAGAGUGCAUGGAUUCCAAAGCUCAUGUCAUUCGCGCGGCCUUGGGGAAUCUCCCUUACGCUGAUCUCACCGAACUCGUCAUAGCGGAUAGGUACUACGACCGCGAUCUGUGGACUGAUAACCUCCGCUCACUGAAACAAGUACGCUACCUUCGAAUCGAAGGGGACGGAUUCCACCGUCUUGCCUGUGCUGCUAUCGUAGACGGGGCGGAGAAAGGCGUCGAUUUGUUUCCCCAACUCUCAUUCCUCGAAUUACACCACACGAAUCUGAGUUCAGCCGGCCCGUUGGCUUGUGCAGCACUGAUAGCCAUGUUGAUUCGACGGAAGAACUUGGGUUCCCCAAUUGAAAGGUUCCACCUCACGCGUUGUGUAAUCCCCUCUCAGGUAGUCAGCGACCUUGCUGAGGUUGUACCGGAUAUCGUAGAAGUGAAAUGA